AUGGCCCAUCCUCUCACUCAGCAGCCACCCUCUUCUCUCCCAUUCCCCUUCGCUGCACGACCUUCCCCUCUCUCCUUUGGUUUCGGUCAUCCAUCCACCCCUUCUGGAUUCAACACACCUGUCCGUCCUCCAACCAGUGGUCUCAACUGGUCAUCACCCGUUCAUUCCCCAACCAAAGCUUCCCUUUCCAGGCUGAGGUCGUCGGAGUCAAACAACGUCGCAUCUCCGAAUAACUUGAAAAGGGCACGUCGCUCUCGUUCUCCCUCGUCCUCACCACCCCUUUCCCCCAAUUCGCCCGCUUCGUCAUCCUCUCAAGCUCGGGGAUCAGCGUCCAAAGUUGACCUUUCAGCAGUCGCCGGCCUCGCUCUCCAGGAUGGACCUCCUAAGUCGGCCAAAAGAUCUAGACCGUGGUCCUCUGAUGAACCGCAAAACGCCGCGUCAGAUGGAAUAGAUGUGGGAAUUUUACUUGCCACUUUGCCAUCUUCUUCUCACCUUCCCAUACUCAUGCAGCUGCUUCGAACUCAUCCGACGUUAUCCGAAUCCGUACUCGGUCAGAUCCCUCAACCCGAGGUGAAGACUUGCGUCAGGGAGAUGCAGACCGCAUUCGAAGCUGUGCAGAAAGCUGCUGGGGGGAGUUUUGGAAUGAGAGAAGCAUCCGAGUUGUUCGAGUCGAGACGGUGGGAACGUGUCAGGGGUGAAGCAGAAAUCUUCUGUAGGACGGCGUCGACAUAUAUCCGAUACUUUACGUCAAACGCAAAAUCGCCUCUGGAAGCAGAGUCCAUCUUUGCAUUCCUUCACCCUCUGACUACAUAUCUUCGCACUCUGCUGUCCGUCGUUCCGGUCAAUGCACCACCUAACAAUCCUAUCCUUGACUUGGCGAAAUUAGUCCUGACCAUAUGGGACCUUUGGCUCAAGUCAUUAUCCGCAGAGGUCAAUCAGCGAGGUGGAAUGUAUCCCCAUUCAGUAGUCGCAAACUGGGCAGAGACGAUGGACAGGCUGGUCUCCAAGAACAUAACCAAUGCUUGGGAUUCAAGUCCUAUGUCUCACUGGUCGCUUCCCACGUCGAGACCAGCAAGCCAAAAUUCGACCCCUUUUGACGAAUCGUUCCGACAAGCCCUCGAGCCCUUGCGAAAUCGUUUCUUGACUGAGGUAGGAUGGAUGAUCGGCCGUCGAGCGGUGUAG
Kwoniella mangroviensis CBS 8507 is the source of this 1182-nucleotide messenger RNA. RefSeq lists its product as uncharacterized. Gene Ontology annotation, biological process: proteasome localization; nuclear protein quality control by the ubiquitin-proteasome system. The transcript is spliced from 3 exons. The record is from RefSeq and is a predicted model, not a curated record. NCBI's taxonomy places the organism in Eukaryota, Fungi, Basidiomycota, Tremellomycetes, Tremellales, Cryptococcaceae. Gene Ontology annotation, cellular component: nucleus. Bases 1 to 1182 code for a protein of 393 amino acids.